Molecule: messenger RNA, 796 nt
Organism: Saccostrea cuccullata (small rock oyster)
Lineage: Eukaryota; Metazoa; Mollusca; Bivalvia; Ostreida; Ostreidae
Product: SAYSvFN domain-containing protein 1-like
Exons: 2
Coding region: 3-443 (146 amino acids)
Source: RefSeq, a predicted model, not a curated record
AUAUGGAAAAGAAGCUUGCAGAAUACAGAGCAAAGAAAGCAGAAGAAAAUACAUCUGUUGGAAAUCGUUUCUUUCAUAUCUUCAAAAGGAAACAAUGUGAUUCCCAUCAGGUGAAAACAGAUGAAAACAUUACCUCAAAUGAUGAACAGACCGAGCUGGAAAAAUCUACAGAAAAACCAUGGAACCGGACGCAGCUGACACUUACUGUUCUUAUGUGGGUCUUUGCCUGGCUCUUCUGUAUUGAACUUCAGUUUGGGGCAGUUUUCUUUGUGGUAUCAAUGAUAUUUUUUAUAUAUUACAACACAAGAACAGACAAAAGGAAACAGAAUAAACUUAGUGCCUACUCUGUGUUUAAUCCCAACUGUGAGAGGAUUGAUGGGACAUUUACUUCUGAACAGUUUGAAAAAGAAUUGCUCCAUGGUGCCAGUGCUGUGAGAAAUUGAUAAAAAUUGAUCUGAUUUUAUUUUAUUUUGACUUUUUUAACUAUUGAUUCCAUUGUUUGUGUAACAGUUUAUAGAUCUGCUUAAUUUUGAAGUAUGUACACUUUCUAUGAAUCUGAAAUCAUUAUACCUAGGGUCUCACAUAAUCAAUGUCCAUGUAUUUUUUGAAAUUUAGUUAACUUUAUUUUGUUGCAUAUUUUUAAUUGUUAAAUGUUUAUUAUUUAAUGAAUGGAGCAGGAAAUUUAUUUGUUAUAUGCGGAAAGGAACAUAUUAGUUUUUAACAAUAAAAAUAUUCUGCAUUGAUUUCUUUUUCUCUGUUCUCAAAUAAUUAAACCAGAUUAUGGGGAAUAAACAAA